Molecule: messenger RNA, 5918 nt
Organism: Nilaparvata lugens (brown planthopper)
Lineage: Eukaryota; Metazoa; Arthropoda; Insecta; Hemiptera; Delphacidae
Product: zinc finger protein 729
Biological process (GO): regulation of transcription by RNA polymerase II
Cellular component (GO): nucleus
Molecular function (GO): RNA polymerase II transcription regulatory region sequence-specific DNA binding; DNA-binding transcription factor activity, RNA polymerase II-specific
Source: RefSeq, a predicted model, not a curated record
UGCUAGUUUUGCAUUUUGAUUUCGAUGCAGCUUUUCUGUUCAGUUAGCUUGAAAUUCGUACUUUUUUGAAAUUAAUUUUGUGGCUAGAUAUUGAAAUUUUGUCACUUUUUAUAAAUAUCAUACAAUGUGAAUCAAUACCGUCUCAUACUUUUUUAGGGGUCUGCUCAAAUACUCUGGGCGAUUUUUCGAAAAAAGGAUGUCUCUUGUCAAAGAACUUAGAAGUACUAGGAGUCUAUGCUCUACUUCUAAAGAAGUCGAAAAUGUCAAUAAUCGAGAUGGAGGUCCCUCUGGACCAGCAGGAAAAAAGCGCAAGGUGGAUGAUAAUCUGUAUGAUAUUAUCUAUUUUUCUGAUGAGGAUGAUGCCAUUGGCUCCCGCAUUCCAGCCGGAAACAAGAAUAGGAAAACUACAAAGGAAGAAGUUUUAAAAGAGAAGCUUGGAGACAACCUUGAAGAGGACAACGACGAUGUAGAAUCAACAAAUUUUCUCGAAGUUGACGACAAAGAAGAGGAGGAUCACAGCGCCAGUGAUGAAACCACAACACGUCACGCCGGUCAAGUAUUCAAAUGUAGAAACUGUGAUUUCAGUGCAUCCAGGAAAAUCGCUUUAAAAAUUCAUUGGGAAACAGUUCAUGUCGGUGAAGAUACCCGUCAAAAAUUGGCGGCCGAAAACAGUCGCGAUGACCUCGAAACGGUCGCCGGUAAAAAAGGCUUAUCCACCAGACAAUAUUUCAAGUGCACACUUUGCGGCAAACGCUACCAGUCAUUAAACAGUUUAAACAGACAUAUACCUAUUUGCAAAAGAACUUCUGUCAUCGAAUUAUUUGUGCCAAACUUGGAGCACGAUAAAGACAAAGACGGUGUUGUAGAAUUUGUCGAUGUUGGUGCUCUCGACGUAGAAGUGGUGGUGGGGGUAGUAGAAGGAGAGGGUAAAGGAGAAGAAGUGGAUUUAGGUUUAGGAAAAGAUCCAGAGAAAACAGGUUGCGGUGAAAGAUUUGAGUGUAGUACGUGUCGGAAAAAGUUCAAAUUGAGGAUACAACUGGUAAAGCAUGAGAGGUCUUGUCAUAGAGAAGAGGUUGCAAUAGAAAGCAGAGAGAAGAGACAAACAGCGGGAGAAGAUGAACAAGCUUUGAUAGCCAAACAUAUAGAAUAUGUCAAGAUAAACUCACACUGUUGUAGGCACUGUAACUUCCGCUCGUCCGAAAGAGAGGAUAUCGUUCAACACAACAAGACAAGCGAUUGUAAGAAAAUUGCACCCGCAGUUGAGGGAGUGUAUGCAUGUAGAAAGUGUGAUUUCAGUUCGCGUAGUAGGGAAGAUCUAGAGGAACACUUGUUGGUCAACUUUUGCAAGCGGUUUGCGUGCGUCGUGUGCGGCUCGCGAUUCAGGAAACGUGUGCAGCUGAUCAUUCACUACGGUUAUCACACGGGUGUCGAGUACAAGUGCCCGGUUUGUGAUAAGGGUUUCUACAAGCUGGACAGCAUGAAAGUCCACCAGAGACUGCACACGGGUGAAAAGCCGCACCAGUGUGAGUUGUGCCAGAAACGAUUCGCAACUAGUUCGCUUCUGCGAGUGCAUGAACGGAUCCACACCGGGUACAAGCCGUACGAGUGCGCCUACUGCGAUCGAUCGUUUACUGGCAAAACUAGCCGGGACCGUCACCAGAGGAUUCACACCGGGGAGAAGCCGUUCGCGUGUAAAUAUUGCGGCAAACCGUACUCGGAAAACAGUUAUUGUGUGAGGCAUGAGCGGAAAUGCAAUGCGACCCAUCCUUACGAACACAAACAAGGUGGGCGUGUCUCGAAUCAGGUGAAUGUUCCAGUCAGAAAGGAAUUAAACGAACAACGUGGGUGUGUUUUGAAUCCUUCAAAUGUUCCAGUCAGGAAAGAAGUGAAUAAUCAAGGAGGGCGUGUUUUGAAUCGGUUAAAUGCUCCAGUAAGGAAUCAAGUUGUAAGUAACGUUAGAGAUGUGCGUAAGGAAAGAGGUGGAGAUACAGCUGAAUCAACUAGCAACGAAUUGGAACUGCAACAUUCUGAUGAUGUCAAGCUUGUACCAGAAAUCGAGGAACUGUUCAAAUGUAUAUCAUGUUUUGAAGAGUUCAACACCCUAGCCCAACUGGUUGACCAUGAGAGAGAUGAACACUACAAAUGUAAAACUUGUGGCAAAUCAUACUCUGAUAUGGAGUUUCUGUUGCUGCAUGAAAAACUACACCCUUUUGUAAGAGAUACUGACAAAUUACACCCUGUUGUAACAGAUGAUGACGAAUUUGAAACAGGUUCUGUGCCCGACAACCCGUUCCCCGAUGAAGAAGAAUUUGAAACAAGUUCUGUGGCCGACAACCCAUUCCCUGAUGAAGAAUUUGAUACAAGUUCUGUGCCCGACAAACCGUUACCUAAUGGAGAUCGUUUGUCGCAGUCAAUUCCGAAAAACGGAGAGAGAAAAAAUUGUAAGGACUCGAGUCAAAAUCGAAUCGAAUGCAACACGUGUAAGCGAGUGUUUAGUGAUAUGAGUAUUCUGGCGCGUCAUCAGUUGAGUCACUUUCGGGUGCUCGUUGAGAGCAUGUGUGGUACAGAUCUUAUUGAUGGAGAGGAUAGCGUACAGGUUAAGGAGGAAACUAUAAGUAACCCUGAUAUUGAGCUUCAUGAUAUUGAUAUUGAUAUAUCUAUGAAUGAUGAUGAUAUUGAUGUUAGUGCCUCACCUGUCAAGGAAUUUGCUAGAUUGACUAAGUGUAAGCAGUUGAAAAGUGAUGAGAAACUCCGUUCAAAACAGCCAGGAAGCAAUGAAAACUCCGGGAAAGAAAAACUCAGUGCCAAAUACAAAAGUAAGCCCAGCACUGAAAACUCCGGAAAAGAAAAACUCACUAAAGUUGAUGAAAAAACAUAUCAAGAUGGGGAAGAAGAUGUUUAUAGUGAGGAGGAGUUUGAUGAUGAGGACCAUGAUAUAGAUUACGUCUUUGAUAGUGCCGAAGAUUCUGAAGGAGAUGGGGAUCAUAAGAAAGAUGAGAGUACAUCCUCCACGCCCAAGAAACAGAAAAGUGAAAAAUCUGAACCAACGUUCAAAUGUCAACUGUGCAAAAAGGAUCUGACCAGGUUGCAGAUUAUAGAAGGCCACGAAUGUAGUAAGUUCGUGUGUAAAACAUGCGGAAAACAGUUUGCUCACAAAUCACAUCUUAGAAGACAUGUGAUCACACACUCACGCGAAAAGCCUUACAAGUGUGGCCUGUGUGAUAAGGCCUAUUUUCGCGCGGAUAUGUUGGUCGAUCAUUGCAGGACACAUCCCGGCUACAAGCCGCACCAGUGUGCCAUUUGCAAAAAAUGUUUCACCAUCAAAAAGCUGCUUCAUGAGCAUCUGAAGGACGAUCAUUCAAAGGUUAGAAAUCUGGGUGAAUACUGUGUGAAUACUAAUAGUAUGUCUCCAGGUGACACAGGUAAGAGUAAUUGCUCUAAUCCUCGCAAAAACGUGGAUAAUGAAGAGGAAGAAAGAACUGAAGAAAGAGAGAAAAUAGAAGAAGAAGGUGAGAUAGACGGAGAACAUGAAGAACUAGAGAGAAUAGAAGAAGAAGAAGAAGAGAUAAUAGAAAAAGAAAGUGAGAUAAUUAAAGACGGAGAACAACAUGAAGAACUAGAGAGAAUAGAAGAAGAAGAAGAAGAAGAAGAAGAAGAAGAAGAAGAAGAAGAAGAGAAAAAAAAUAGUGAUGACGAUGUUGACAAAGGGUCUGGAAAGCAGGAAAAUGAUGAUGAUGAUGAUGAUAAAAUAUCGGAAGGAAACGAGCUGGUUGUAAAGCAUGAAGCUGGACAACUGACAGAUGAGGAGAAUGAGAUGGACGGCUUGGCUUUCGCUGAGAAAGGAGGCAUGAAACGACACAUUAGGACCCUGCACAACAUGGAGCGCCCGUUCCGCUGUGACUACAAUUGCGGCAAAGUGUUCGCGUCCAAGAGGAGCAUGGAGAGACAUGUGCGUAGCAGUCACACGGGCGAACGGCCCUAUGCCUGUACAUUGUGUCCGAAACGGUUCGCUGAUCGCAGCAAUCACCGACGCCACAUAAAACGCCACGAACCCAAACCGGUUGUAGAAGACAGUGACGAGGGCGAGGCAGUUGUUGACAGUGUUGUCGUCAAUAAAGUGUCGACCAGGAGGGAAGCGAGAGAGGUGAAACCUGAUAAAGCGAUCGUGAUCAGUAACAACGAAACGGUGGCCGUGGAACGACACACGACGCAGAACUACUCGUGUCGUGUGUGUACGUUCAGUGAUGCCAGCAUGGAAGUGGUGGAGGAACACCAGAAAACGCACCGAGUGUUCAAGUGUAGAUCGUGUGGGAUGAGGUUCACCGAUAAGCAGCAUCUCUUGGAACAUAAAAGGCGUGAACAUUUAGAGGAGAAACCAUUCAUAUGUGGUGUUUGUGGUAAGGCGUUUAAACGGCGUGAUGUGAUGCAAAGACACGAGAAAUUACACUCAAGUACGGAUCGGUUCGAAUGUUCCUACUGUGGGAAACAGUUUGCGACGAGACCGUCCCUGAUAACCCAUGAGAAGAAACACUCAGGGGUGAGACCGUACCUGUGUUCGCAAUGCAGCUGUAUGUUCACAGAAAAGGGUUGUCUGCUGCGCCACGAACGCGCGGUGCAUUCGAGCGAACGACCGUUUAUGUGUUCGCAGUGUCCCAAAACGUUCGCGUUGAAAAACAAUUUGGUUCGACAUGAGCGCUCUCAUCUGCCGAUCAGAAUGGUCAAGUGUGGCGAGUGUGACAUGACCUUCAAAGAGAAGACGAAUUUGUUGAGGCAUCGCAAGCGGGUGCAUGGAUAUGUGACGCCGAAAUCAGUUUUCGAAUUGGACGACCCACGAUAUGAUAUGAUCUAUUUGAACCCAGAAGAAGAUAUGGGUUCGAUAAGAUUCCAAAUUGAAACCAACUAUUGUGUCAUGCCGACCAAGCCACAAAAAACUGAGAUAACGCCGGAGGAUACUGUUAUAGCCUACUCAGCAGACCACGAGAUACAGGAAAUCGGAAGGAAUACAGGGUCGCCUUUUAGUGACACUGAAGAGAAUCAAGAAACUAGCGAGGUAGGUAUACAGAGUGCUGAGGCUGGACUUAGCCACUCUGUGCUCGACACUUCUGCCGAGACACCAUCAGAGGGACCACGCCUUGUCAGACAGCAAGAUGGCUUCUACUAUUGUCGCUACUGUAACAACUGUAGAACAACAAUCAAGAAAGAAAUAAUUCAUCAUGAGAGAAUACACGUGGGCAACUGUUUUGAGUGUCCUUUUGAGAACUGCGGUAAACGGUUCAGUCGUAAAGAACAUAUGAAACGACAUUUCAUGAGUAUACAUUCAAGUGUCAAGCCUUUUCAGUGUAAGGUUUGUAAGAAAACUUUCGGCCGUAAGGAUCAAAUGUCGUAUCACAUGAGAUGUCAUCGUCCGCAACGUUUCAAAUGCCGGUUCUGUGUACACACUUUCCUUGACAAACAAAGCUUGCAAACACAUGAGCAAUCAAUUCACAACAACAGGCCCAAAAUGAUCAAAAUUGAGGUGGAAAUCAAAAAGCAGGACCACCAGGUGGAGGUGGAGCUGGAUGGAGAUAGAAUUAUUGGUACAAGUUUGAAUGACAGUGAUAGGAUGAAUACAAGUUUGAGUGAUGGUGAUAAAUCGUUUAGUUGUCGGCAUUGUAGCUACAGUUCGUCGCACAGAAGUCUUGUGGAAAGUCAUGAGAGAUCUCACACCGGUGUAGGAACGAGGGAACAAGGUUUAGGAACGAUGGAAAGGGGUGUAGGAACUACGGAACAAGGUUUAGAAACGUAUCGAGGUGUAAGAACGAGGGCUCAAGGUUUAGGAAGAACGGAACAAGGUGUAGAAACGAGGGAACAAGGUGUAGGAACGUCAGAACAAGAUUUAGGAACGUAUCGAGGUGUAAGAACGACGGUACAAGGUUUAG